Molecule: messenger RNA, 3468 nt
Organism: Acromyrmex echinatior (Panamanian leafcutter ant)
Lineage: Eukaryota; Metazoa; Arthropoda; Insecta; Hymenoptera; Formicidae
Gene: Cda5
Product: Chitin deacetylase-like 5
Biological process (GO): carbohydrate metabolic process
Cellular component (GO): extracellular region
Molecular function (GO): chitin binding; hydrolase activity, acting on carbon-nitrogen (but not peptide) bonds
Source: RefSeq, a predicted model, not a curated record
AACAGUCGCAAUCACCCCUUCGUCUUCGACCAAUACCACCGAUACCACGUCGUGAUUCCUACGCCAGCGACCAACGACUACGAGGGAAGAUGAUAAUCGUGAGCAGCGUGCUGCUGAUCCUGGCGGUCGUGUCAAGAGUGGGAUGCCAACGGAAUACUCCGAGAAGUGCGAGAGCCAGCAGAAAUGAGGCAGUCCUGGAAUUUGAAUGCCCCGAAGAAUUUGGAUAUUACCCUCAUCCACGUGAUUGCACACAAUAUUAUGUGUGCGUUUUCGGCGGCGCUCUACUGGAAUCCUGUACGGGAGGCCUUAUGUACAGCCACGAUUUGCAGACAUGUGACUGGCCGCGAAACGUAGGCUGCCCAGAAGGAGAUUCGUCCAACAAGGAGGUCGAGGAGGAUCCUCUGCUGGAAAGAUCUGCGAAACUCGAGACGCUGCAAGAACAGCAACACCAACAACGGCAACAGUUACGAGAUCAGCAGCAACAGCAGCAACAACAACGACCGAUCCAGAGACAGCCGAUCACGGUUACAACUGCAUCGCCGUCGGUCUCGCAGAUCACCGAGAGGCAACUGAGACGACAGCACUCGAGGACGAAUUACCAUGAUGACGAGUACGGUCCCGCCUCGGAAGUCGAAAAUGAUCGGCAGCAACGAGUGUACCGGGGACAACCUUCGACGAUCGGCCAGGUGCAGCGAGAUCGCGAUGGUCUGCGACGGAAUAUAAUAUCGGGUAGGGAGAAGGAUAGUCUGGUAAACUCACGUGCCCAAGCUGAGUCUCAUUACAGAACGCCUGUUCCAACCACUGAAUCAUCGAGGCUUGCUAAAACACUAGCCUCUACCGUGGCACCGGUUUUGUCCAAGGCUUACUAUAGUGAUCCAGAUCAGAGUUAUCCAUAUUACACGAUUUACGACGAUGAUGUUUCUGUUUAUAAAGAUGACGAUUAUAAUCAAUAUACAAUCAAUCAAUCAGUACCGGUGCAGCAGCCAAACGUGAAAAUUAGCGAGGUAAACACGAAGCAAUACCAGAAACCGAAGAAGAUCGCCGUGAAUGAGGCAGACAAGUAUAAUUUGAAUCACGACAUACAAGAUUAUGAUAUCUAUGAAAAUCAGGCUCAGCUGAACAAGAAUAAAUUCCGCAUUUCCGAUGGUCAACAGUUCAGGACAAACGUGCUCAGUCAUCCCGUGGUUCACGUGACGACACCAAAUGUCAUCGUAGACACUUUUAUACCUCUGACUACGAGCACGCAGACUCCGAGCACGACCGGCAGAGCCUACACCAUCAAUGCACCGAGCCGAGAUCGGCCGCAGCAGAUUCAUCGAGGCACGGCACCGCCUCGAUCUCGACCUACCUUGAAGCCGUCUACCGAGAUAGUUUCGAAGGCACAGGAGUUCAUUGACAUCUACAGGUACCCUCCGAUAAGACCGGCGCCUAUCUAUCCAACGCCUCAGGUGGACAAACCGGCGGCGAAAUGUCGCAGAGAUGUCUGUUUGCUUCCGGAUUGCAGCUGCGGCGGCUCCGAUAUACCAGGUGACUACCUACCGGAGGAAAUACCGCAAAUCGUCCUCUUGACAUUCGACGAUUCCGUGAACGACUUGAACAAGGGUCUUUACUCCGAUCUGUUCGAGAAGGGACGAAAGAAUCCCAACGGCUGUCCCAUCUCGGCCACCUUCUACGUGUCCCACGAAUGGACCGACUACAGCCAGGUUCAAAAUCUCUAUGCCUCAGGCCACGAGAUUGCCUCCCACACGGUCUCGCACAGUUUCGGCGAACAGUUUUCGGCGCGAAAGUGGGCGCGAGAAGUUGCUGGACAGCGCGAAAUUCUGUCUGCAUACGGAGGCGUCAAAUUGGAGGAUGUCAGAGGAAUGAGAGCACCCUUCUUAUCGGUCGGGGGAAACAAUAUGUUCAAAAUGCUCUGGGACACAAACUUCACGUACGACUCCUCCAUGCCGAUCUAUGAGAACCGACCGCCCAGUUGGCCGUACACGCUAGAUUACAAGCUCUUCCACGACUGUAUGAUACCACCCUGUCCCACGAGAUCCUAUCCAGGAUUGUGGGAAGUUCCUAUGGUAAUGUGGCAAGAUCUCAAUGGAGGUAGAUGCUCCAUGGGAGAUGCUUGUAGUAACCCACCGACUCCGGACGGCGUAUAUAAGAUGCUCAUUAAGAACUUCGAAAGGCAUUACACGACUAAUAGGGCGCCUUUCGGUCUGUUCUAUCACGCCGCAUGGUUUACUCAGCCGCAUCAUAAAGAAGGUUUCAUAUCGUUUCUCGACACCAUUGUCGCGAUGGAUGACGUAUGGGUAAUUACUAAUUGGCAGGCCAUACAAUGGAUCAGGAAUCCAACGCCUCUGGCGCUUUUACACACGUUCGAACCUUUUGGAUGCCAUUAUCCGGACCGACCCAAGAAAUGCAAUAACGCGAAGGUCUGCAAUCUUUGGCAUAAGAGUGGGGUAAGAUACAUGAAGACCUGCCAAGCAUGCCCGGACAUUUAUCCUUGGACAGGCAAGACCGGUAUACGUAGCAGUCGCAUCGACAACGAAGUCGACGCCCACGAAUGAGUUACAUGAAGGGAAGAUUUAAAUUUCGUUGCGAUCGGGGAGAGUCCCAUCGAACGAGCAACGGACCCAGACAACGCGAAUAUCUAAAAGAGAUGCUUAAACGAGAUCUUAAUCUUCCAAACGUGAGAGUUUCUCAAAGAUCUGAAAGAAGUUUCCAAUCUUUUAAGACAUCUGAGAAACAAAUGUCUAAUCCGAAUCUUUCGGUCACGCCGCGUUUUAGACAGCCUUGUAAACUAAUAUUUAGAUCACAUCUUUUGGACUUUCGCAUUGUUUGGGAAGCAUUGUAGUAGCGCGCGAGGGGAGAUACUCUUCUGUUCGGAUAGGUAACUUCAAGUAUUACACGCGCGUGUCCCGACGGACACAUUCGGGCCGAGUACGCCGAUGCAAGUUUUAUGCUGACGAUGAGUAGGAUCUCGCAAAGUUCCCGUUUCACGCUGGAUCAAAUCAGAAUCGCGUUCGCAAUCGUGAACUUUUAAACAAAUCGAAAUAUUGUUACAUUUAUUAAUCAGCAGAUUUAUAACUGAACGGAAGUUCAUCAGUAGCAGUUUAAAAUUCAUUUUGUGAAGGAAAAAAAAUAUUUAGCUUAUAAGUGAUUAUAACACAUAGAUUAAAUUGGUUAAAUUUUUUUUUAUAAGCGAUUGCGAGUUGGGCGGUGGAUUGAUAUUGAUAAGUGAAGCAAUUGAAUUAGAGAGUGAUGGAAUGUCAAGAAUAAAUUAAAUUAAAUUAAUGAUAUACCGACAAAAGAGAGAUCGUGUGUGUAAGAUUGCGUGGACAAUACCUAAAACUUAAAAUAUCCCUUUUGUAUCCCUUUUGUAACCUGUAUCCUUUUUCCUUUCUAUCUUUUUCAAAGCCAAUGUAGAACGGUCAAUAAAUUACGAAAGUAGAGCAGUCAAUAAAUUAUCUUUUAAAUAUA